Molecule: messenger RNA, 2268 nt
Organism: Thermothielavioides terrestris NRRL 8126
Lineage: Eukaryota; Fungi; Ascomycota; Sordariomycetes; Sordariales; Chaetomiaceae
Exons: 6
Coding region: 11-2227 (738 amino acids)
Biological process (GO): regulation of GTPase activity
Cellular component (GO): cytoplasm
Molecular function (GO): guanyl-nucleotide exchange factor activity
Source: RefSeq, a predicted model, not a curated record
UUUGGCGUCCAUGAUACUGUGGGAGUUCGUACUGACUGGUAUUCAGGUCUACGUUACAAUUCUUGCAUUCUUGCCCAGUUCUCCGGCCAGUUUACGGUCAUCUGUCAACCGCAACCUGGCAGAUAUCGUGGAGCUGCACGAGGAGAUCCUCAGGGAGCUACAUCGCAUUGUGCCCCGUUCGGAGUACACACAGGCAGUUCUUCCCGCCCAACGAAGCCGUUCAAACCCGCCGAGGGGCGGACAUCACCGCUGGAGAAGCUUGGAUGCCGUACCGGAGGGCAGAGAUAGAGUCUCGUCGAUGCCGGGCGUUUCCCGAAUGGCGAUCGAACCUCAGGGGGCAGCCGAGGUUGCAAAGAUCUUUUUGAAAAGGGUGAACCGCUUCUUCAUCUAUGAGGAGUACGGUGCAAAGUACGAGUUGAUGAUCAAAGACGUUGCCGCCGCGCACCGGAUGAUGCCAGGUUGGCCAUCGUACCAGAAAGGGCUCGAAAUUCUGGCAUCAUCUCUGGCAUCCGCCGACAACUCCCGCGACGAAGGGAGGAAAAGUCUCACUAUCGGCGACCUGCUUGUCAAGCCGAUCCAACGUGUGUGCAAGUACCCCCUUCUCUUCUCCGAGCUGCUGAAGCAUACGCCUGUAAUCGACUGCCCCCAUGCGCACAUGGAUAUCGAGACUACUCUCGUCAGACUUCGCGAGGCGACGGCCGAGAUCAACAGAGCAACAAACGACUCUCGGACAAAAUCCGUGUUGGAGAAGACGUGGAUCCUCCAGGAUCGAUUGGCGUUCCCAUAUCAGCUGGACGCAGCUUCUAAGAACCGUAUCCGAUCAUUCGGUCACAUCCGGCUCUGCGGUGCUCUUCACGUCUGCUGGCAAACCAAAGAAGGCGUGGAUGGCCAGUACAUGAUUGCCCUCCUGUAUCGAGAGUGGCUCUGCCUCGCGACUGCUGGCAGGGUCGGCCAAAUAUACACGAUCCGAGCUUGUAUCGCUGUGGCCAACAUCAGCUUGGAGGACGUCGAUAACGGGCGAGGGCUUCAAUGCCACACGGCACCGCACUCCUGGAAGAUCGUAUUUCUGUGUGACCACCAGCUGUAUGAGUUGGUUUUGACUGCAUGCUCUGCAAAGGAAGAGCUGGAGUGGUGCACGCGGCUGAGAACCGGCCAGCAAGCAGCCGACCCUGAUGGCCAAGAGCAAAUGCAGUCGGACAUUUUCAGUUUUCUGUCAUUGAAUAUCAAGAGCCUGGGGACUGUGUUUAGGAAGCCAGGAACCAUUGCCAGGAGAAUGUCGAUACACCGAGCGACGACCCUGGGACCCAAGUCGCCACUCUGCCAGGUCAUCCUCAAAAACACCAGCGCCGUCAAGGACCCGCCAGCCCCCGGUUACGGCUCUCGGAUCAACAGGUCGCAGUCGCUCUUGACUACAAACAGCCGGAUCCCCGUCCUGGCACCCUCACGAGACGAGAGGGCCCGGCUAGAGGCACUCUUAUCGGACGUCUGGACCCGGGACGUCUUGCCAUUCCCCGGGAUAACGGCUCGAUCCCGGAGCGAUCACCUCGUCCGGACAUCCGCCUCCUCAAUGAUGCGGAAGUUCAGCGGGAGCAUCACCAAUGGCUUCAACAGGCGGUCAGCGAGUCUGGCUAGCCUGCAGCUUAAGGAAAAAGUCGGCCUUGGUCUAGACGGAGAAGCAACCUCGCCAAGCGAGAGACGCCGCACGGCGAGCAUCGGGACAUUGUAUCCACAGCAUGCGCAAGAACGUUCUGCCCCCCUAGCCGAUCCGGCAGAGCGGCGCGCCAGCUCUCCACCCAGGCCUAGGCGAGCCCCGGUAACGCUGGAGAGUGAUCGGUCGAGGACGGUGCGUCGACGAGACACCUACGCUUCUUGCAUCACCCUCGACGGACGCGCCGUGGAUGGCAAGGGAGACGACGGAGACGACGGAGACGGCGGCAAAGGCGGCGACUGUGACGACGACGCAUCACCCUUGCGCUCGCCAUCGGCGUCCAUAAUGCUGCGGAAAUCCUCGGGGAACAGCCCCUCGCGCGCGAGCUUUCAGCGCUCGGCUCGCAGCGAGAUGGCGCCUUCAUCGGUGCUGGACGAGCGGUGUAGGCCGCUUGGAGAGCCAAGGGGCAGGAACCAGGCUCGGCCGUCCCACUCCCACAAGCUUUCGGACAGGUUGGCGAAGGCCAGGGCGAAGCACCGCGAGGUGGUCGUCCAGGGCAUUCGGAGUUGGUUUCGGUAGGUGGACAACGGGUAUUUGUAUCCAGGCGCUGUGGAUCGGCC